CUGAGUCAUGGCCAUCAAAAUCUCCAAACUUUUAAUAAUCUAUUGAGCUCCAAACGAAAUAGCGUUUGCUUCACUUAUAUCGCCUCUUUUGGUCAUUGUUACGUACCUGUUGUUAAUCACAAAGAUUUCACUUGCGCAUUUUCCAUAAACCCAUGUCAACCUCGACCAUCCUUGGAAUCACCGUCGCAGAGCCCGUGUUUCUAUUCAUCAGUGGAUACAUCUUUGCCAAGUUUGCGCACUUUCUCCACGAUGUACCAAAUAAACAAUCAUCUUCUAUCUUUGCUUGUCUCUUGGUCAUCUUACACGCUGCUCAGGUUUUUGCCGAAUUUGGGGCGGCUUGGUGUGCUACGUCAGGUGUGAUGGGUACAAAGUUGAACCUCGGGCUGAAUAUCACACAAGUCUUCUCUGUGAUUGUAAGCGUAAUUUUAGUCCAGAUCCAUUACUCUACCUUAGUCUACUUCAUGAUCAAAAGGCGUACAUGUUGGCUUGUAGUAGCUUCAUUUCUUACAAUCUUCAUGACAAGCAUUUUUAUCGGUAUAAUCAUCUUUGUGAUCACCACUAAAGGACGUUUUGAUAUAGCAACUGCAAUUGAUUCUAAAAACCCAGUAAUUCGGAACUUGUCUCGUUUUUUCGUUCUUUCUUACUGCGGUGGUAAUAUGCUUUUUGAUGGGUCUAUUUGUUUCAUGAUUUCGUUUCAUUUGAUUCGAUCUGGAUGUCUUGACUUGGGUAAAAGGAUGAGAACCGUGGUACGGAAUUUACUUCUUCUUACUUUCAGGACUUUCUUGCUCACAACCUUAUUGGUGGUUGGUUUGGCAGUGGUGACUUUAACUACAAUACUUCCUCAGCAUCCUAACCCACAAUUAGUAAAAAGAAUCCCGUUAAUCUGGAGAAGCUCAACCAGUAUCAUAAGUCGAGUUUAUGUUCUCUCAUUUUUCUCUAGUUUUGUAGGGAAAUCAAAUCGAGAUAUAAUAACUUAUCCAUCACCACAGUUCUUGAAUUCUUUCAAGAUUGAAAUUUCUCAACUCACUCAAAGUGAUGGUGAAACAACUACGAAUCAUUACCCUCAGGGACCUAGGCUUGAUAUUUAACUUCCUCUGAAUGAUAUAGAAGAGAAACAAGUUUUAUGAGAGUAUCCUAAAUUUGUACGGUUAUGAAUAUGAUUCUACUAUACAAAUCAAAUCUCUCAAAAGGUC
Molecule: messenger RNA, 1193 nt
Organism: Melampsora larici-populina 98AG31
Lineage: Eukaryota; Fungi; Basidiomycota; Pucciniomycetes; Pucciniales; Melampsoraceae
Exons: 8
Coding region: 153-1088 (311 amino acids)
Source: RefSeq, a predicted model, not a curated record